ACCAAACAAAACAGGUCCCCACUUUCUCUCUCGUGUUUUUGUUUUUGUUUUUAUUUUUCGUAAUAGAAGGCCUGCAGCUAUAUUGGAGGCACAAUUCCUCAGUCUGCAACUCUCUUUCUCUUCAUCUCCAUGUUCAUGGCAAUCUCAAGUGUUCCCACAGACCAAACCUUUACCGCUGUCCCUCUCUCUUGACUCAUCUGGGAUCACCGUCACCAUUUAUACUCAGGCCAAAGGCCCAGUUUUUCUCUUCCUGUUGGAUUUUUGGGCUCCCGGAUCAGAUUUCCUGAAGGGUUUCUCUCUGAUCUGUUCGGAGGCACAUAUGUUUGUUUGAGGUUUUUGUGGCUUUGGUCAACUUUGGAGCAUUUCCAGUUUCUGGAGACGAGGAUCGUGCCUCUUUGGAGGCUUGCUAGAUUGGAAAAAAGGGAUCGAUUAGUGACCAUUACAGGAUGUCUUUAUCUGAUUUUAAACCCUUUUAUAAUUUCUAAGGGGUUUUUGUCUUCUUUUGUUUGAUGUAAUUUGGAGGGUAUGCGUGCUUAAUUAGGGUUUCUGACUUUUUCCCCACAUGAAAAAGUACUUGGUUUUUGAGGAUUCUGGUUAGUUUUAUGUAGUACUCAUAUUUUUGUUAAGCUGAGUAGGGUUCUUCCUAGUAGUGGGGAGACUGAGGUUGUUCCCUCUAUGUUAUGGAUUCGGUUGAUUGUCUUUUUGGACUGGUGAAUCCAAUGCGUCUGCACCCUUUGCCAUUGUUUUGAAAACAAGUGCAUAUCUGGUGUUCUGUUAACUCCUGCUGGUAUUCUCUUUAAGAUGGCCGUGAACAAUCGCUGUUUUGUGGAAUGGAAAGAGCAGUUUGUUUCACAGGAGCGUGGUAAUCGUGUGGUUCACUAUUACCUAAAGGAUGCUGCCGGAGAAUCUAUCCUUGCAGUGGUGGGUACUGAGAGGAGUGUUAGGCACAUGUGCUAUGUUGUUGCUGAGGAGUUCCUUGAAAUUUGUGGUAAGGAAGGUUCCAUUCCAACUGGUUUCAAAUGGAGAUCUAGAAGAGAGGUGGUGGAUUGGCUGACAUCAACGCUAUCAAAGCAGAACCUGCAAGGAGAUAGAAGUGUAUCACCUGGUCAUAACAUGGUUCAAGCUCAUGAGACCACAAAUGAUAGUAUCAACGGAAUUACUGGAGCACGAUUAACAGAUGAUAAGGACUUCCCUAUGAGUAACUCCAAAUUAUCCAAUUCAGACAUUGUUUGGUCAGGAGUUGCAUGGAGAUGUGGCAAACAACUUAAGCAUUUUCCUGCUUUUUGGAGGAAUGGCAUCAAAAUAGAGAUUCAAUCCUUUGUUUUUGUUAUGGGCAAGGGAGAGAAUCAUUAUAUUGCUUAUGUAGAGGAUAUGUAUGAAGACAGAAGGGGGCAAAAAAAGGUCAAGGUGAGGUGGUUUCACCAUAAUCAGGAAGUCAAGGGUGUAGUUCCUGUACGAAAUCCUCACCCUCGAGAAGUUUUUAUCACACCUUGUUCUCAAGUUAUUAGUGCAGAGUGCGUAGAUGGUCCUGCCACAGUCUUGACUCGUGAACACUAUGAAAAGUGCAUGUCUUUUUUUACACCCACUUCAAGAGACAGAACACAUUUGUGCUUUAGGCAAUUUAGAAGCAACAAAGUUAAGCCCUUUGACUUGAGUAAACUACGUGGCUACUAUGCCCAACCAAUUCUUUCUUACUUGCACCUUGAUUCAAUCCAGAACCCUGAGAGGCUUGCAGGAGAAAAUGAAGACUUGACUGCAUGUGAUGAUGUGAAGGUAGGAGCCAAGAGGAGCAGAAGUGAUAAGGGGUCUCCUCAGUCUUGGAUAAGUCAACAGGGAGUUAGGAAAUUGAUGAGAAGUAAGCAAAUGAUGGUAUACAAAACCUUCCAGGUUGCAAAUUAUGCAAGGCCAGAAAGGAGAUUGCUUUCUCGGAAGCAGGUUGAUUGUCAACCUUGGUCUAUUCAUACAUACAAGGUUGAUGAUAAGAUUGAGUUGCUUUGUCAAGAUAGUGGCAUCAGAGGCUGCUGGUUCAGGUGUACAGUUGUUCAGGUAGCCCGGAAACAGCUGAAAGUCCAAUAUGAAGAUGUCCAGGAUGAAGAUGGAAAUGGAAAUCUGGAGGAAUGGGUCUCUGCUUUCAAGUGUGCUAGGCCUGAUAAACUUGGGAUGAGGCAUUCUGGCAGGCCCACCAUAAGACCUACUCCAACUCUUGAGGAACGAGAACUGGCUGUUGAGGUUGGACAUGCAGUUGAUGCAUGGUGGAGUGACGGCUGGUGGGAGGGGGUUGUAACUAGAAUUGAUCACUGUGGAGAUGAUAGUGUUCAAGUAUACUUUCCUGGGGAAUGCCUGUUGAUGGAAGUUUGCAAGAAGGAUUUAAGAAUAUCUAGAGAUUGGUUAGGGGACAGUUGGAUUGACAUUAAGGCAAAACCUGAAAUAACUACAACUUUAUUCUUCACAGCUAAUAAUAAUAGCUUUAACACAAAGCUUUCCGUGUCCCCAUCAAUGGACAAAGUUGGGGACACUGUUGGUUUUGGUAAUUCAUGUCAUGAUCCUUUAAGUAAGAAGUGUGAUGAACUGGCUAUUGAGGACCAGAAGCAUGUGUCUUGUGAGGGCUUCACUGAAGAUGGGGUCUGUGUCCUGGAUAAUAAACCCUCUUCUUCAGAAAAAAAUACUGAAGCUGAUAAUAUUGAGAUACAUGGUUGUUGUGAUGAAGAUAACACUGAUGAGCAUGACAGAGUUAACAAUGAUGAUGAUAGUAUCAAGAAUGGAGAUAAUAAUGGUAAUAAUAAAGAUAUCAAGGUGUUUGAAACUUCUGGAUCGGACUGUGAACCUGUAGAGCUCAUGGAAGUGGCUGUAUAAACAAUUUUUUAGAAGUCAUGCAUAAAGGUAUGGUAGUGCUGAUUAUAGAGCUAUGCCAUAAUCUCUCAUUGUGUUGUAAUCUGUGUCCAAAGUUAGUGUGAGAAUGUAAAUAGUAGUUACACGGUCAUGUGGGAACCCGAUUGAUUGUUAACUUCGUAGUUGCCUUCAUAGUGUACAGUGUUGAGUGUCAUGUGCAAGUGUGUUGUUAUCUUUCUUUCCAUUGAUUGUAUUUGAAAGUAGAUUUCUUUCACACGAGACAACUAUUGAGUAAUUUCAAUUGCUAUCCAAUUAGUUUCAUUGA
Vigna radiata var. radiata (mung bean) is the source of this 3154-nucleotide messenger RNA. RefSeq lists its product as uncharacterized. Gene Ontology annotation, molecular function: chromatin binding. Lineage: Eukaryota; Viridiplantae; Streptophyta; Magnoliopsida; Fabales; Fabaceae. Bases 802 to 2853 code for a protein of 683 amino acids. The transcript is spliced from 8 exons. The record is from RefSeq and is a predicted model, not a curated record.